Mesorhabditis spiculigera is the source of this 2298-nucleotide messenger RNA. The record is from the annotation of a GenBank genome assembly. NCBI's taxonomy places the organism in Eukaryota, Metazoa, Nematoda, Chromadorea, Rhabditida, Rhabditidae.
AUGGCAGCCGAAUACGAGGAGCUGACAAUGUCGACUGGAUCCGUGGCCCCGAUCACCUCCGUGAAGCUGCGCAUCCCCGGCCACAGCGUCGGGCUGCUGAUUGGCACGCGCGGCGAGACGAUUCGGCGCAUCGAGAAGGAGUGCGGGCUGAGUAGAAUUCACGUCGAAAAAGACAAUUGCGCGGAUGCGCCCGAGCUGCGCGAAGUCACGCUGCAAGGGCCCGUGUGCGCCAUCGAGCUGGCCAGGCCGAUGAUUGCCGAGAUUUCAAGGCGCAAAGCAGUGGCCUGGCUGACUUUGCCGGCCGACAAGGUGCCACGCGUCAUCGGCACGCGAGGAGCUACAAUCAAGGACAUCAAGGCCCGUACCGGCGCCCAAAUCGACGUGCAAACGACCGAUCAGGCGCGACGACAAGGCGAGGUGCAGUGCAGAAUUCUCGGCACCGAUCAGGAGAUUGCCGACGCGAAGCGGGAGAUUUUUCAAGUGCUGAGCGCGGCCGGGGGAGAAGCGCAGCCGUCUCCGCCACCGCAGCCAACACAGCAACCAACGCCACAACCACCCGUCCAGAGCCGCCCGUGCAACCCAGUCAGGGAUCCGGCCAUCCCGCCGGGAUACGACUUCUACCGCCAGAUUCCGGUACCGCAGGACGAAUUCGGGCCGGUGAUCGAGACCGUGGGGGCGAUGUUGAGACGGAUCGUCGCCGACGCCAACAGCAAGAUGGUCAUCAAGGAGAAUGAAAGCGGAUGCGGCGGCGCCGAGCGCAUCGCGCACGUAUGGUCGCAGAGCGAGGCCAGUCUUGAAAAGGCAACGUCGGCCUUCCACCAAUUUUGCAAGGAGCGCUCUCGCAGCAGCCAAAUCGGCACCGAGCAGCAGCUGUUCGUCGAGAUCCCCUCCGAACGAGUCGUCCAGUUCGUCCGCGCCAUCCCGUCGAUGAAAGCCGUGACGGGCGCCGAGAUCCGUUUGGCUGGUGGAAUUGACGAGGAGAACAAGCCGUACCGCGUCUUCAGCAUCACCGGCAGCGCCGACGAGAUCAAGCACGCCAAGCGGAUUUGUCAAAGGGCGGCUUCCGACAAGCCGUGCCCCCCGACCGCCGAGCAGUUGGCCUUCGAGACCGUCGCGCCGAACGCCGACGAAGACAACAGCGCCAACGCCUCGCCAGUGCAGCAACGUGCCAUCCUGCAGCCGUGGCUGAACGACAUGCAGCCGGUCGCGCUCAAUUUCUACGACCCGCCAGCGGAUAAAUACGGGCCGCAACCCGACGACGCGCACAAAUGGCUCGAGUACUACCGGAAGGUCGGCCUCGUCGACCAGGCCGCCGUCAUCGAGGCCCUCAUCAAGCCCCCAGGCUCCCCAGCGAAAGACGGCAAAGAUGGAGAGAUUGGUGAUGAGGGAGAGGUCGGUCCGCGCGGCUACAGAGGUCGCAACGGACGACCGGGAGCCCCGGGAAAAUCAGCUCCAGGUGGUGUUGGAGUACCUGGCCCGAAGGGAGCACCAGGGCCGGUUGGAAGAGCCGGCCUCCAAGGCGAGCGCGGAAAGCGGAACUACGUCUGGGGCACCGAGGGGCCGAUGGGGCAGCAGGGAUCCAGAGGAUUGGAUGGAAUACCCGGAAAUCCUGGGAAAAGAGGGCCAAAGGGAGACAACGGUGAGCGCGGCUCGAAUCCCAAGUUCUGCCCUUGCCCUCUUGAAAUCUCCUUGCUUCACGAUAAGCACCCAAUGCCGAGACUGGAAGCCCAAAAAGAAGAGAGGAAAAGCGCUGAAACUCAACGACCUCAUCCGCCGGCUCCACGGGCGACUACAGCACAUCCUCCAGCACCUUCGCCACGUCCUACACCCCCACCACAUCGCCUCCGUGAUAUCGCCCAGCCCGAAGAAACGCAUCAAAUGUUUGGGGACGCGUCAAAGAUCCUGGUGAAGAAGCCUCGUCCUCAAACCGGAAGUGCUGAUCGGCGUAGAGAAUAUCGUGAAAAAGAAAUUCUGGCCGAAGAGGUGAAAGAGCCACUAUCCGAUUCUAACGACAAACCCGAUCUCCCGCCAGCCAUCUCUGAAUGGCGCAGGGAGAUGCAGGCCGAGAAGGCUGAUGUUUUGGAGGAGGAGCAGGAUAGCCCGGAACGAAUGACUGAAGCUCCUGAAGCUCCCGAAGCUCCUGAAGCUCCUGAACUCCCUGAAGUCGUCGAAUCCGACAAAGGCGAGGAGUACGAUGACGAGGCAAAUGGGCGAUCGUCAGACUAUGAAGAGCCAUCGACGACUCAAAGAUCACGAUUCCAUUACGUCACGAAAAGACCGAGAUUGGUUUAUAGCUAU